GAUGCAGAGAGACUUCACCCUUAAAUAUGUAUGUACAAGUAUUAACAUAUGUAUGUAUGUACAUACAUACAUACAUAUGCUGCCAUUCUUCAAAAUAGAAACACUUCUGAAGCAAAUCAUGCUCGAUGUAGAAAGCGGACAUAUCAAACACAUAAAUAUACUAAUAUUUCCUUAAUAAUUGUGAAAGUUAAGCAAACAUUCGAACACUAAAAUAAAUCCAAUUAGAUGUUAAGCAAAAUGUUAUUCAUCCUCUUGCAUUGUGUUAGCCUUCAUUAUUUAUUAAAUGUAGUAUCAACAUCGAAAUUAGUGGAAUCAAAUAUAUUAGAAGCACAAAACUAUGGAUUUCAGCAUUCGUCCGGAAUUUGUCAUCUUUACAAUGGGUCGGUUUGCAUUGAAUAUUUAAAAAAUGCAUAUGUUUUUAUUUCACCUAACCUGACUAUGAACGAUUUGGAAGAAAAGUUAAAAGCCGCUUAUGGGGUAAUAAAAGAAUCUAAAGAUAUGAAUUCCAACUGUCGAGUCUACGCACUGCCGAGCUUGUGUUUUAGCUCCCUUCCUAUAUGCCGAACUCCAGAACGCACUAAUUUACUGUUUUUUGCAAAUGUAGCAACAAAAACGCAACAUGUAAAUUUUUCAACAAACCGAGCACGUAAGAAACGUUUCUCGAAAACAUCUUCAAAGAAUGCAAAAAUAUUUUUAAAAAGAAAAUCAGUUGUGAGCUAUGAUAACAACGUUUUUGGAACAGAUAUAUCUAGUCAGUACCCACCAACAAGAGAAUCUGAAAAUUUAAAACGUAUUUGCCGAGAAGAAUGCGAACUCUUAGAAAAUGAAUUGUGCCAAAAAGAAUAUGCUAUUGCUAAACGUCAUCCGGUUAUUGGCAAAAAGCUUCCAUUGGAGGAGUGCCAAAGCUUGCCACACCACAAGGAUUGUUCUUCUCUAGGAAUAACAAUAGAUGUAGAUAAUACUGAAGAUUGUUAUUGGGAAGAUGGCUCUAGUUACAGAGGAAUUACAGAAGUAUCUUCGACGGGAAAGACUUGUUUGAGAUGGUCAUGGCUAAUGAAAGAAAUUUCUGAUUUUCCAGAGCUCAUAGGUCAAAAUUAUUGUCGAAAUCCAGGCGGCGUGGAAAGUAGCCCUUGGUGUUUUGUUGAUGAUACAUCUUUUGAACGCAUAAUUGAACCUUGUAAUAUCCCGAAAUGUGCGGAGAAAAUGUGGCUCAAUGCGAUUCUCAUUACAGCAGCAGCCUUAUUUUUUAUUGUAGCAAUAUUUUCAGUUGUUUUCAUAAAAAGGAAAAAAGCCUAUGGAAUGAGGAACAUACGAAAUAUCAACACACCUAAUGCUGAUAAAAACAUAUAUGGGAAUUCACAACUAAAUUCGAUUCCAGAAGCGGGACGAAUUAGUUUAACCAAUAUUUUGGAAGGUGUACCAUUAUCUUCAAAAAAUAUUGAAAAGAACCCACUUCUUAAAAUACCACAUUUAACAUUACAAGAUGUUGAAUUUUUCGAGGAACUUGGAGAAGGCGCCUUUGGAAAAGUAUACAAAGGCCAACUUACACAAAGUAGCGGAACAAAAAUGUUUGUUGCUAUAAAGGCCCUAAAGGAGAAUGCUUCUGUUAAAACACAACAAGACUUCAAACGCGAAAUCGAACUAAUUUCGGACCUAAAACAUCAAAAUAUAGUUUGUAUUCUAGGUGUGGUUUUAAACAAAGAACCGUACUGUAUGAUUUUUGAAUACAUGUCCAACGGAGAUUUGCACGAGUUCUUAAUAUCAAACUCGCCAAGCGAAAAUAAAUCCCUGACACAAUUAGAACUCUUAAAAAUAUCAAUGCAAAUUAGCGAAGGCAUGGAAUACUUAUCUGCGCACCAUUAUGUUCAUCGCGAUUUGGCCGCACGGAAUUGCUUAGUAAGCGAUGGAUUAAUCGUUAAAAUUUCAGAUUUUGGAUUGUCAAGAGACAUUUAUAGCUCUGAUUAUUAUAGGGUCCAAUCUAAAAGUUUACUUCCUGUACGAUGGAUGCCAUCGGAGAGCAUUUUAUAUGGAAAAUUUACAACUGAAAGCGAUAUAUGGUCAUUUGGAGUAGUGCUUUGGGAAAUUUAUAGUUAUGGAAUCCAGCCUUAUUAUGGACAUAGUAAUCAGGAAGUAAUCAACUUAAUUCGUUCCCGACAAUUGCUGCCUUGUCCGGAAAUAUGUCCGAGUGCUGUUUAUUCCCUAAUGGUAGAAUGCUGGCAUGAACAAUCGGUUAAAAGACCAACAUUUUCCGACAUAUCUAGUCGGUUAAGAACAUGGUUUGAUGGACACAUAAAAAUGAAUAGUUUGAAUACAUAGGUUUUUAUUAAAACUCUGUACUACACGUAUUAUUCAAGUAGUUCAUUACGCAUAGACAUAUAGUAUGUGCAAUAAAAACAUACUAAUCAUAUUUAUAA
Scaptodrosophila lebanonensis is the source of this 2414-nucleotide messenger RNA. It is a transcript of the gene Ror, whose product is annotated as tyrosine-protein kinase transmembrane receptor Ror. Gene Ontology annotation, cellular component: signaling receptor complex; membrane. Gene Ontology annotation, biological process: positive regulation of kinase activity; cell surface receptor protein tyrosine kinase signaling pathway; protein phosphorylation. The record is from RefSeq and is a predicted model, not a curated record. Gene Ontology annotation, molecular function: ATP binding; transmembrane receptor protein tyrosine kinase activity; protein binding. The coding region runs from base 226 to 2316 and encodes 696 amino acids. The transcript has 8 exons. NCBI's taxonomy places the organism in Eukaryota, Metazoa, Arthropoda, Insecta, Diptera, Drosophilidae.